This is a messenger RNA of Triticum turgidum subsp. durum (durum wheat), 2310 nucleotides long. Lineage: Eukaryota; Viridiplantae; Streptophyta; Magnoliopsida; Poales; Poaceae. The record is from the annotation of a GenBank genome assembly.
AUGGGCCUCUUUGACGGCCUCUUCUCCGGCCUGCGCGACGACGGCACUGGGAGCGGCGACCCAGAUACCGCGGCGCCGCCCAUGGCCACGGACGACGCGGCGUCGGCGUCCUCGUCGGCGCAGCUGGGCGGCGGCGACAUCUCCGCGCUCUCGCCCACCGCCGCCUCCGUCGUCCAGCGAUGCGCGCAGAUCGCCGGCGUGCCCGUGGAGCAGCUGGUGCGGCGGCUGGAGCCGGACGAGCAGCCGCCGCUCGCCUACGCCAGGAGCAUCGUGGAGUACUGCUCCUACGUCGCCCUGCGCGCCGAGACCCGGCGCCGCCACGACCAUCUCGGCGACAGGGAGUUCCACUCCCUCACCUACGACAUGAUGCUCGCCUGGGAGGCGCCCGACCACGACACCGACGCGGAGCUCCAGAAAACGGCGUUCGCCUGGGGCGGCGACGGCGACGACGAUGACGACGACGGCGGGUCCAUAUUCUACUCCAGCCCCACGAAGACGGCAAUUCAGGUCAGUCCAUGGCUUCGGCUCCACAUAAUUGUGCUCUGUUCUUGCUCAAUCUAUUCGGUCAUAUGUUCAUAUGAUUCGUUGAUGGAUUCUGGAAUGGAUGUGCAGGUUGACGGGAGGAGGACGGUCGGGCCGGAGGCGUUCGCGAAGAUCGCCCCGGCCUGCCCGGCCGUGGCGCACCCGAUCACCGUCCGCAACCUCUUCGACGCUCUCACCAACUCCACCGGCGGCCGCCUCCACUUCCUCAUCUACCACAAGUACCUCAAGAGCCUGGACGACGUGCUGAGGUCGACGAAAUGCAUAUCGGGCGGGCACAAGGCGCCGGCGCUGGACCUCUGCGACGGCGAGGUGGUGCUCGACAUCUUCGGCGCCGCCACGACGCAGCCGGUCCUGCAGCACAUCGGCACGUCCACGUGGCCUGGGAGGCUCACGCUGACGAACCACGCCCUCUACUUCGAGGCCAUCGGCGUCGACUUCUCCUACGGCGACGCCGUCGUCUACGACCUCACCAAGGACCUGAAGCAGUGCGUGAAGCGCGAGUCCACGGGGCCAUGGGGUGCCCACCUCUUCGACAAGGCGGUCAUGUACAAAUCUAGCUCCAUAAAUGAGCCAGUGUUCUUCGAGUUUCCCCAAUUCAAGGGCCACAGCCGGCGGGACUACUGGUUCGCGGUGAUCAAGGAGGUGCUGCACGCCCACAAGUUUAUCAGGAGGUACCGGCUCACCGGCUUCAAGAAGGCGGAGGCGCUCGCUGUUGCGACACUGGGGAUCCUCCGGUACCGCGCCGUGAAAGAGGGGUUCCACAUACUGCCGGCCUACUUCAAGACCACCCUGGCAUUCAACCUGGCAGAGAAGCUGCCCAAGGGGGACAAGAUAUUGGAGGCAUUGUAUGGCCAGCUGCAGGAACAUUGCUCGAGGUUCAGGGGAGGCGAUGACCUGGCAGCUCAGGGCAGUUCCGACGAGCUGGCACUCGCGGACCCAUUUCCGCUAUCGGCAUUUACGCUCGUGCGGAUGGGGCUGCUGACGCUCAGGGAGGAGGACAAUCCCGAGGAGAGGGAUUUCGCCGUCGGAGAUGUGCAGAUUGGAAGGACUAGCUCCGUGCAAAUGGCUCUGGAGCGAUCUGUUGGGUAUUCCGGUAGAGUGGAGGCCGCGCGCGCGACACUCGAUCAGGUCAAGGUGGAGGACAUUGACACCAAUGUGGCUGUCCUGAAGGAACUAGUGUUUCCUUUGAUUGAAAUAGGCAAAAGGCUUGUCUUUCUGGCUGAGUGGGAAGAUCCACUUAAGUCAUAUGUUUUCUUGCUCUGUUUCCUCUACAUAGUUUACAGAGGAUUGAUAUGGUACAUAUUUCCCGGCUUUUUGGUUGGGUCUACCGCUUUCAUGCUAUGGAACAAGCACCAUGGCAAUAGGCAUUUCAUCGAAGCAUUCGAAGUCACAACCCCGCCUCGUCGACGAACCGUUGAACAACUCCUUGCUCUACAGGAAGCCAUCUCGCAGCUGGAGGCACAUGUCCAAGCUGGGAACAUUUUUCUCCUGAAGCUUCGGUCCCUCAUGCUCGCAGCUUUUCCGCAGAGCACGAACAAAGUCGCGACAACAAUGCUCGUUGCGGCUGCAGCAUUUGCGUUUAUGCCGUUCCGGAUCAUAUUCGUGCUCAUCCUGUUGGAGGCUUACACGAGGCACAUGCCACUGAGGAAGAAGAGCAGCGAGAAGCUGGUGAGGAGGUUGAGGGAGUGGUGGCUACGGAUCCCCGCUGCACCCGUGCAGCUCUUGAGGCCUCAUGACACCAGAAGAUGGAGGUCGAGGCGGAGAUAA